Messenger RNA from Cucurbitaria berberidis CBS 394.84, 1946 nucleotides. RefSeq names its product eukaryotic translation initiation factor-like protein 2 subunit gamma. The transcript is spliced from 5 exons. The coding region runs from base 1 to 1503 and encodes 500 amino acids. The record is from RefSeq and is a predicted model, not a curated record. Gene Ontology annotation, cellular component: cytosol; eukaryotic translation initiation factor 2 complex. Gene Ontology annotation, biological process: positive regulation of translational fidelity; formation of translation preinitiation complex. NCBI's taxonomy places the organism in Eukaryota, Fungi, Ascomycota, Dothideomycetes, Pleosporales, Cucurbitariaceae. Gene Ontology annotation, molecular function: GTPase activity; translation initiation factor activity; GTP binding.
AUGGAGUCCGAGUCUGACCACGAACACCGCGACGACGAGAGCGUGUCCGAGCAGGAGGAGGUCGAGGAAACGAAGCCAAAGCCUGCGCUCAAGAAGGGGAGAGAAGUGCUCCCGCCUGUGGAGCGGCCAGACCUCCCCGAACAACCAGAUCCGAACACAAUCGAUUUCUCCACGCUGAACCCGCUGUCGCCCGAAAUCAUCUCGCGUCAAGCCACGAUCAACAUUGGCACAAUUGGCCACGUCGCCCACGGAAAAAGUACCGUAGUCAAGGCCAUCUCCGGCGUGCAGACGGUUCGAUUCAAGAAUGAACUCGAGCGGAACAUCACCAUCAAGCUUGGUUACGCAAACGCAAAGAUCUACCAGUGCGACAACCCAGAAUGCCCGCGCCCCACAUGCUACCGGUCAUACAAGAGCGAGAAGGAGGUAGACCCGCCUUGCGAGCGCGACGGCUGUGGAGGAAAAUACCGCCUGAAGCGCCAUGUCUCGUUCGUCGACUGCCCUGGUCACGACAUUCUCAUGAGCACUAUGUUGUCGGGCGCCGCUGUCAUGGACGCUGCCCUGCUCCUGAUUGCUGGAAACGAGACUUGCCCACAACCGCAGACAAGCGAACAUCUAGCAGCCAUUGAGAUCAUGAAGCUGAACCACAUCAUCAUUCUUCAGAACAAGGUCGAUCUGAUGCGGGAAGACAGCGCCGCAGCACAUUACGAGUCGAUCCUAAAGUUCAUUCGAGGAACAGUCGCCGACGGAUCUCCCAUCAUCCCCAUCUCUGCGCAGUUGAAGUUCAACAUCGACGCUAUCAACGAGCACCUCAUCACCAAGAUCCCUGUUCCAGUCCGAGACUUCUCCGCAAAACCGCACAUGAUUGUCAUUCGAUCCUUCGACGUCAACAAGCCCGGUGCCGAAAUCGAGGAUCUGAAGGGCGGAGUUGCUGGUGGUAGUAUCUUGACUGGUGUGUUGAAGUUGGGUGAUGAGAUUGAGAUCAGGCCUGGUAUCGUGUCAAAGGACAGUUCCGGAAAGAUCCAGUGCAAGCCCAUUUUCUCAAGAGUGGUGACUUUGUUUGCAGAGCACAAUGACCUGAAGUUUGCGGUUCCCGGAGGCUUGAUUGGUGUUGGUACACGCGUGGACCCUACGCUAUGCCGUGCAGAUCGUCUCGUCGGUUUCGUCCUUGGUCUCCGUGGACAUCUUCCCAACAUCUACACCGAGCUCGAGGUCAACUACUUCCUUCUCCGAAGACUGCUCGGUGUUAAGACGGCGGACGGAAAGCAGGCCAAGGUUGCUAAGCUGGCAAAGAACGAAGUCCUCAUGGUCAACAUCGGUUCGACAGCCACGGGUGCCAAGGUUAUCGCUGUCAAGGCUGAUGCCGCUCGUCUGUCCCUUACAUCGCCUGCCUGUACUGAGAUUGGCGAGAAGGUUGCGCUAUCCCGACGUAUUGAGAAGCAUUGGCGUCUUAUCGGAUGGGCCAACAUCGUAGCUGGUAACAUUCUUCAACCAAUCGUGGAUUGAACGCAGCUAUAGACGGCUCCAGUAAUAGGAGUGGAAAAGGCAGCCUUAACGAUGGGACGAUGUCGAACCGAAUGACAUGACAGCAAAAAUCUAUGCAUUACGUUCUUAAGCAUUUCCUGCAGGAGUCGGUUGCAGUACGGGGAUAGAGGCAAAAAGGGUUCUUCGACAUGUGUUUUCUAGACAGCAUCUUGAAGCCGGAGUGCGACGGGGCAAGUGCUUAUUGGAGACAGUGAGCUUGUGUAACAGCACAAUGUCCGGAAAUGGCAGUCAGAAUAGCCACAUGCAAUGACAAACAUGUACAAUCAAGUCAGUUCACUUAGAAUUGUUGAGGAGGCGGGCGACUGCGGAGGUGAUCGACGGCCCGAAGCGUACUAAGCCGAUAUUCACAUGUCACGAACGUCAGCUUAGUUCUCUUAGCCUACAUUGGCCAUAAAGCUUUCCCC